Molecule: messenger RNA, 1660 nt
Organism: Durusdinium trenchii
Lineage: Eukaryota; Dinophyceae; Suessiales; Symbiodiniaceae
Source: the annotation of a GenBank genome assembly
GUACAAUGCGAUGUUCAUCGCGUCCUUUGUGUGAUGGGACGAAGCGACACCCCGCCAGACAUAUCGCAAGGGCGGCUCUUGAAUUGCUCCAAGGACGAAUGUCUUCAUUACUGGAAAUGGUUCCGAAAGCUGGGCGGCCGACGUGGCUCUCUUCGGCGCUCCAGGGUGAAGCAGUUCCUCCAGCGAAGUGAAUUGAGCGAAGAGAUUCUGGAAGCCAUCCUUAACUUUGCCUUGGGAGACUUCAACGAAUCUGCAGACUUCGAAGUCUUUUGCGUCGCUUGUCGCCUAGUAGCUCACAGCCAAGAACUGGGUGCAGUUGACGUUGCGAAGGUAGGCGACGUCCCGACCAAUGCUCCGUGGUUCUCAGAGGAGGUGUUUCAGACAGAGCAGGCAGUGGUUCGCGACGCUGAUGAGUUUGACUUUGAAGCGGUAGCGCUGGGUGUGAAUGCUCCCUCAGGUGUACCUUCUAGAGCUCCGGAGAAGUUCGCAGAUGUUGGAUGCCACGGAGCUGGCCACACAGGUGCCGAAAGUGGCAGGAAAGCUGAGACAAUGGGAAGAGCUGCAGUGCACAUUCCAAGGUCAUCAGGUUCUGCUCAGUUGCUCGCUAGCAGCCUGGCAGGUGCCCCAGCACUAGCUGGUUGCCAGGCUGACCCCAGGACGCUCCGAUUUGAGCGCGAGUUGCUACAGCAAAGAGUAGAGCUGGAUGGUUUGCAACAGACCCAUUUAGAGGAGCGAAUCUCGGAGCUUCGCGAACACCUGGAGACUUCCCAACAAAAGCACCAGACCUUCAGGCUGCAGCUUGCUGAUUCUGCUGCAGAUGCGAGAAGGCUGUUUGCCAAUCUAGACUUUGCAAGACAACAAAUCGAGGACUUCGAGCGCUUGGUGGCCCGUUUGAGAGAGGCCCGAAGCAUAUACAGCAAAAAUGAGCUCGACAUUGCAAAAGCAAAGUCCAAGGAAGGCGUUGGAGGGCUUCAGGGAACUCCGGCAUUUGAUUGCGCACGAACUUCUGAUCUAUUUGAACAAGUCAGGAGGGCAUGUCGACGAAAGCAGGAGCUGCAAGGGAAACAGCAAUUGCUCCUUGCGAACCAACGACAAGAAUGCGCCUUAGGAGAAAGACCCUGUAAUCUAGACUCAGAGAGCUUCAGUUGGCCUAAGGCCGAGCAAGACAGGAACUAUGCGCGUAAGGCCCUGGAAGGAGCCUACAGGAAGCUUGUGGAUCUUCAGGCAAAGCGACUUCAAGUCUGCCAAGAUCGCCAUAGUGUGGUUGAAGAGGCAUUGAAGCUCGCCAAAGAUAGCGGGUUGAAGCCUUCGGUGCUCAAGGAGUUGUGCAGCCAAUAUCUUCCUGCCGGAGCUGGUCCUGGGAGAGCUGAGAUUCCCGGGAGAGCUGAGAUUCCCACUCAGGAGUUGCAGUGGUCGCAAAGUACGGCCUCAGAUCAACUUUCUCCGAAGCGCUGGCCAGGUGCCGUGUCUUCGCGUGACAUCUGGACCGCCUUCGCAGGGGACCGAGCUACAGGCUCUGCAAACCAUAUUGUGCAAGAGGGCUUCAAAAAGUAGUGUUGGCAUUUUUUCAGCAUGUUUGUCCACUUUCCAACACGACACUGCAAUCACAAUAAGAUGCACGCUUCAUGAGCUGUCCACUUGCUGACGUUUCGGUUCUUUU